Molecule: messenger RNA, 582 nt
Organism: Ornithorhynchus anatinus (platypus)
Lineage: Eukaryota; Metazoa; Chordata; Mammalia; Monotremata; Ornithorhynchidae
Gene: OXLD1
Product: oxidoreductase like domain containing 1
Exons: 2
Coding region: 39-410 (123 amino acids)
Cellular component (GO): mitochondrion
Source: RefSeq, a predicted model, not a curated record
CGCCGGUCUUGGGCUGCUGGGGAAAGGGGGCCGAGGCGAUGCUGCUGCGGACCGUGGCCGCCAACGCCCGGGCAACUACCCGGAUAAACAUCCGGGAUCGGCUCCGAUGCCUCAGUUUCUCCGGGCCCCGAGGCGGCUCCGGGCCGGACCCGUCCGGGGAGGCCCGUGGAGAAGGCGACCCCCGGGCCGAGGAGGGGACCCCGCGGCCGCCCGUCCCCCCGCCCCCCACAAACUGCUGCAUGAGCGGCUGCCCCAACUGCGUGUGGCUCGCUUACGCCGAGGAGCUGGGGCGCCGCUUCCAAGAUGGCGGGGAGAAGGCCUUGGCCGCCGUGGAGGAGCAGGUCCGCGACGAGAACGUCAAGGCUUUCAUCAAGAUGGAGAUCCGACUGCGCAUGAAGGACGGAGGCUGAGGGCGGACCCCGGUCGACGGCCGCCCGGCUCCCGUCUUCGGCCCCUGAGGAUUGCGGGCCUUCCUUUCCGAGGAACAUUUUGCCCUGAGAGGACCUCGGGGUGGAGGAGAGGUUAUUUAUGCAUUCUCUGCUGCAUCUCUGCCUGAGAAUAAACACCCCAACGCGCCCAGAA